UCUAAAUAAACUCAGUCAAAAUUAUGAAGUCAUUGCUAGUGUUAGUUCUUUUGUUGGGCAUUUGUCUUGCUUAUGAUGUUCCUGAGGCCACCGUUAAAGUGCUUUAUCCAAAAGGAUUUGAGGUCUCAUUACCUGCAGAACCAGGCACUACUCUCUUUGCUUUUCAUGGCAAGCUAAAUGCUCCAAUGAGCUAUCUAAGUGAUCAAACAUGGGCUGUUGAUGUAGUUGAGCCUCGCAAUGGACGUUGGAUCUAUCGGAAUUCAAUUUUUAAACUAAAUCCCGGUGAUGUGCUGUACUAUUGGACGACUGUUAGGUAUCAUGGUUUGGACUAUCACAAUUACAAUAGACGUUUUGUUGUACCACAAGAAGAUGGACGACGCAUCGAUGACCAAACGAAUGAUGGCUCAAAUCAUUUCAUAAAUAUAAGAGGAUCCGGUACACUUCACAUUAGAUGUUUGGCUUAACAUUAAUUAAUUGAAUUAUAGUCACACUUUUUUUUCCUCUUGUAAAUGUUCUGAAUUUCGAUUUUUG
This is a messenger RNA of Drosophila willistoni, 531 nucleotides long. RefSeq names its product gram-negative bacteria-binding protein 3. Lineage: Eukaryota; Metazoa; Arthropoda; Insecta; Diptera; Drosophilidae. The coding region runs from base 24 to 464 and encodes 146 amino acids. The transcript has a single exon. Gene Ontology annotation, molecular function: carbohydrate binding. The record is from RefSeq and is a predicted model, not a curated record.